Molecule: messenger RNA, 246 nt
Organism: Serpula lacrymans var. lacrymans S7.9
Lineage: Eukaryota; Fungi; Basidiomycota; Agaricomycetes; Boletales; Serpulaceae
Exons: 2
Coding region: 1-246 (81 amino acids)
Source: RefSeq, a predicted model, not a curated record
AUGUUGCCAAUGACCCCACAUCAACUGACCAUACUCACCGUCACCUUCUCUUAUACAAAGAGCCGCCGAGCCCUGUGGUUGAUAACACCUUGCACCCUGUCACAAUCCGUGUUCAAGGGAUUAUCAAAAAAUGCCAGCUUGGACCACUUGCCACCUGGAAUGGGAGUCUUCAGUCUGCACCAUCAGCUGCACAAACUCUCACUCUGCCGCCUAGGUCAUUCAAACAACAGUGGCAAUCAACAUUAG